Messenger RNA from Solanum stenotomum, 553 nucleotides. RefSeq names its product protein ACCELERATED CELL DEATH 6-like. Gene Ontology annotation, cellular component: plasma membrane. The record is from RefSeq and is a predicted model, not a curated record. Lineage: Eukaryota; Viridiplantae; Streptophyta; Magnoliopsida; Solanales; Solanaceae. Bases 82 to 546 code for a protein of 154 amino acids. The transcript has a single exon. Gene Ontology annotation, molecular function: protein phosphatase regulator activity; protein phosphatase 1 binding.
UUGAAAUUUCCUUUAUAAUGUUUCAUCCAAACGAAAGUGAGAUGCACAGAAGAUCAUAUAUAAUUUGGAGUUUUUUGAAUAAUGGAUCGUGAAAGUAUUAUGCAAGCAGCUCAGAUACAUUUAGUUGUUGCAACUCUAAUAAUAACAGUCACCUUCACUACUGGUUUCACAUUGCCAGGAGGUUUUGACAAUGAUAUCAAUAGCCCUAAUAAAGGGAUGGCGAUUCUAUUAAAGAGAACAGCAUUUCAUGCAUUUGCUGUUACUGAUGCCAUCGCGUUUACAUCCUCAGCUGUUGCUGUAUUCACUUACUUCACGAUGGCAGCAAGUGCAAUAUCUGUAACAGAGUUGCCAGUUGUGAUGAGGCUUUAUAAGUUUGCAACUUUUUUGCAGCUUGUGGCAAUGUCAGCUGUUGUGAUAGCAUUUGUAACUGGUAUGUAUGCUACUUUAGCACAUUCAGUUGGUCUUGCUGUUACUAUCUGUGUCAUCGGUUGCAUAUCUUUUGUUAUGUGCUUGUGGGUUACUUAUGUCCUUGGAAGCAAGGCAUAGCGGAAGA